AUGACAUCUUAUGGCGAAUACGCCGACAAGGAACAACCGGUAAGGUCGCUGAAGAAGAAAAGUGGAGAUGAAAAUACACCAUGGGAAUCAAUCUACGUGGCCUCUUCAUGUUGCUUCAUACAAUCACUUCAGUACGGACUAUUUUCCUCAUCUCUUUGGCCAUAUUUAAAGCGCGAUUAUAUGGAUCUUUUAAUUUUUGAGCUGGAUCCUUCCGUAAGUGAAUCAUUUUUCGGCUACAUCGUCGCGGUGUACAGUCUCGGCCAGUGCGUGUCAUCACCGGUUUUCGGUUAUUGGAGCAAUCGUAUCAAACAGGUGCGCGUACCAACGAUCUUUGGGCUUAGCAUUGUGCUGCUUGGCAAUCUGAUCUAUAUUCUCAUAAAGAUGCUACCUACUAGCCAUGGAUAUGCUAUGGCCAUAUCGAGAGCACUAAUUGGAAUCGGAUCAAGUAACGGAGUCCUUUUGCGAGCCUACGCUUCGAUGGCGUCGACUCCUGCCGACAGAUCAAGGGCGAUUGGUUGCGUGGCAGCUGGAAUUUCUAUAGGAUUGGUUAUUGGGCCAGGCCUCCAAGCAUUAUUCACUCCACUAGGUGAAGACGGUGUACACCUUCUAUUCGGUUGGUCUCUCCAUAUCUAUAACGCUCCUGCGUUUCUUGCUGCAACUAUUAACGUUUCUGGUAUACUUCUAAUAUACUUCUUGUUUGAAGAGAAGUACGCCGGACUUAAAGAAGACAAUGAGGCGACAACAUUACCACCUCCUGAUUUCGUAGCAGUGGGAGUCUGUAUAGUAACUCGUUUCACACAGCUGUCGGUGUCAACGAACAUUGAGACGUAA
Molecule: messenger RNA, 831 nt
Organism: Angiostrongylus costaricensis
Lineage: Eukaryota; Metazoa; Nematoda; Chromadorea; Rhabditida; Metastrongylidae
Source: the annotation of a GenBank genome assembly